AUGAACAACAAACAGAGCUGCCAUCGGUGCGGCAAAAAGGUUUAUCCGACCGAUAAAGUGGGACCGCUCAAAGAUUCGACGUUUUUUCAUCAAGGCUGCUUCAAAUGCUACAUCUGCGGAACGCGUCUGGCGCUCAAAACCUAUUGCAAUAAUCGAAAUGACAUCAAUGAUAAAGAAGUGUAUUGCGCGAAUCACGUGCCAAUCGCCGGACCACACGAGUUGCCGCUGUCGUCAUCGGGACCAUCGAAAAAUUCGACGACGGAGAAUAAUAAUCGAGUGAAAAAUGGGAAUUGGAUCGACGCCGGCUUGAAUGAUAUGAAAAUCGCGCAUGCGAUGAAAGCGACACAAGUGGCGAGACCCUAUCCGAAAAUUAGUCACGAAGGCGCGAAAUAUGUUGUGGACUACGACGCACAAACGCGAUUGGAGCUUUUGCAUCGAAAAGCCGAAGAUCAAUUGUAUGAAUCGUUUCAGAAUCGACGAACCGAGGAGAACGAGGAGUUUGAGAAAGAGAAUACGGAGGAAUGGGAGAAGGCUCUUGAGGAAUUCGCGAAGAAAUAUGAGCGCGGACAAGCGAACAUGAAAAAAGAUGAUCUUAUAAGGCAGUUGACGAUCAAACGCGAGAAGAAAUUGGAGACGCUUCACACGAAACGACGGGAGCGCGAGCGUCAUCAGACCGCUGAGCUUGUCGAUCGUCAGGCGAAAGAAAUGUUGGAGCUUUUCAAAGCGUCUCGCUCGGAAUACAACAAUGUUGAAUAUCCGUCGACACCGCCGCCGCCAAUGCCGCCGUCAUGCAGCAAACGCGAGAUCUACACCACCACAGAUUAUUUCUCGUCGAUUGAUGAGAUUGCGAUUCAUUGUGCUCGAAACGAGGUGGCCUCGUUCACCGAUUUGAUUCGAACGCUGUCGGCCGGCGCGCGAUCCGACGUCGAUGUGGCGAGAGCGAUUUAUCGAUGGAUCACGAUCAAAAAUUUGAAUACGAUGGUGUUUGACGAUUCGGUGCAGAAUGACACGCCGAUGGGAUUGUUGAGAGGCAUCAAAUAUGGAACGGAAAGCUAUCACGUUCUGUUUAAGCGGCUUUGCAGCUAUGCUGGAUUGCAUUGUGUUGUUAUCAAAGGGUUCUCGAAAUCGGCCGGAUACCAGCCCGGCUAUUCAUUCGACGAUCACCGAUUCCGGAAUACGUGGAACGCGGUGUUUCUGGAUGGCUCGUGGCGAUUUGUCCAAUGCAAUUGGGGCGCUCGGCAUCUUGUGAAUGCGAAAGAUGGAUCGCAAGAGGCGAAAACCGAUGGAAAUCUACGAUACGAAUAUGACGAUCAUUAUUUUAUGACGGAUCCCGAGGAAUUCAUCUACGAAUUCUUUCCCAGCGAUCCGGCGUGGCAACUGUUGCCAAGGCCGCUGACAUUGCUUCAAUUCGAGCGCAUUCCGUUCGUGCGUUCGUUGUUCUUCAAAUACAAUUUGUCGUUCACCGAUUCGAGACUCGAAUCGACGGUUUAUACGGACAAAACGGGAGCCUCGUCGAUAUCGAUUCGAUUGCCGCCGAAAGGCGAUUCGCUCAUAUUCCACUACAAUUUGAAAUUUUUCGAUUCCGAGGAGAACACGAUUAGCGGAAUGUCGCUGAAGCGUUUCGUUAUGCAAUCGGUGUCGGAUGAGGUGGUGACGUUUCGGGUUCACGCGCCCUCGACGCGGCCCCUACUAUUGGACAUUUUUGCGAAUUCGGUGUCGUCGGGCGCGUAUUUGACCGGACAGCCGAUCAAAUUCAAAUCGGUGUGCAAAUUCAAAGUGGUUUGCGAGAGCCUUCAAGUUAUCAUGGUCCCGUUGCCCGAGUGCGCUUCUGGCGAAUGGGGUCCGGCGAAAGCGACGAGACUAUUCGGAUUGUUGCCAAUCUCGCAUCCCGACGCGAUUAUCAAUACCGGAAGAUAUACGGAAAUUCGUUUUAGAAUGACGCGGCCAUUAUCGGAAUUUGUGGCGUCGCUUCAUCGGAAUCGAACGGACGAUCGCGCGUUGCAGAAUUGUACGAGGAGUAUGAUCAAAGGCGACAUGGUUUACAUUCAAAUCGAAUUUCCCGGCGAAGGCCAAUAUGGUGUCGACAUCUAUACGCGGCAAAAUGAUCAGCUGACGCCGAUUUUUGAGCACGUCGAUGAGAUAGGACUUGCGAGAAUGGUGGAAAUCAAGGCGCGAAACAAUAAUUCGAUAAGCGAAGUCGAGCUCGCGGUGAUUCGUCAAGUCGCUGAAGUCGUUGGUCCCGCGGCGAACGAGGAGAAAAUUUUGAGUUCAAUUCGGAACAUCCCCGGCGGGUGCCGGAACACGACCGAGUUUGUCACCGAGCUCGUCAACAGCCUCAUCGAUUUCGCGAAUCAGGAGCGUCCGAACGAUCUGAUGGAAGGCACAAGCGGUCACGUGAAUCAGGCGGCCGAAUUGAUGGACGUCGUCGAUGAGCCGCCGAAGCGCGAAAAGUUGGCGUUGCCGCCGUUGAUUCGCUCCGAGAAGUGCGGCGAGACGAAAACGGCGCAGGAGAAGGAGGAGAGCGAUUUGCAGCAAGCGCUUCACGAAUCGCUGUUGAUCCGCCCGGCGUUGUACACCUACUACAAGAGCUCGCUUCCGUCGAACCUCGAGACGAUCAUCCGCAAUCCGAACAUCUCGACGGGUUUGCACAACGUCGGCAACACGUGCUGGUUCAAUUGUGUCGCCCAAGUGCUCUACCAUUUGCCGAAGUGCCGCUCGUUGAUCUACCAUUGCGUGCCGCACAAAUGGAAAGAGUUCGAGCCGCGUCGAAUCACGCCCGACAACGUGACGACACGCGAUCUGCUCAUGUCGAUGCGGCGAUUGUUCGCCGAAAUGCAAUUCUCGCCGACGUCCUACAUCGACACGGCGCAUGUGUUAGAGAUAAUUGACGCGCUUACAAAAAAGAAUAGCGGAGAAUUAACGGUUCUUGGGCAGCAGCAGGACGCCACCGAAAGUUUGAUUCGAAUUUUCGAUUGGCUUGAGGAUGGCAUGAAAUGCGCGUUCAACGAACGCCUUCAUCCGACGCCGAUUGUUGAGGAAGACUAUAUUCCGGCGGACUCGCUUGAGAAUGCCCCGAACGCGGACCUCAUUGGCACACUGCCGCCGGCGUACGGUGCCGAGCAGCAGGGACCAUCGACGCAAAUCGUGCACAGUGUUCAAAGGCCGCAAGAAUCGAGGCCGAACUCGCCGGUGAAGUUGAAUGAGAACGGAAUUCCGAUACGUCGAGCGUUGUUCAAACCGGAUAACGCGUCGGUUGAUGAGAUGGAGGGUGUCGAGUCGAUGGAGGAGCCGCCGACGCUGACGCCGCACAAGGCGAAAAUUGUUGAAGUCGACGAGGAGGCGGUGAGCGACGAGGAGAAGGCGGCGGUUGAAGCGAUGAGAAAACAAAUGGAUGAGAUGUUUGAAGCGGUUUGCGUCUCGACGACACAAUCGGCUGGUGGCUCGAAACCGCCGUUGAUCAAAGAGAUUCGCAAUUGUCCGCAAUUUUUCCAUCUUCAGAUCUCCUAUGGCGAUUUGCACGACGCGCUCGAGGCGAGCACAUUCGACACGGGUCGCGAUUCGGCGCGCGUCGAGAAUUGGAUCGAGAAGCUGCCGGUGGCGAUAUUCAUGGGAUUGUCGAGAUUCGGCUACAACAAUGGAAUGCCCGAGAAGAUCCACAAUCGCUUCAGCUUCCCCAAAACACUCUAUAUGGAUCGAUAUAUGAAACAAAAUGAGACGCUCGUUUCACAAUUGCGGAAUCGACGCGCCGAGCUGCGCACGAAUUUGGCGCAGACGAAAGCGCUAUUGCGAGGCCUUCGCGAAUACCCGCAUGCCGAGAAUCAAUCGGUUCGGGUUGUCGAUGUGAUGAACACGGUCUCGAAUAUUCUCACCAACAAAUUUUUGCAAGAGACGUGCGCGGCGGAGCCGUCGAACGAUUCGCCGGUUUUUGGUCCCGAGACGAAUUCGUGGGCUUCGAAUUGUUCGUCGCACGAGUCGUCGUUUGUGCCGAAUAUUGGGAAACGAUUCCCACAAAUUCGAUCUGAUCGAUUCGCGGGAUUGGAUGAUGCUCGCCGAUUGAUUCAGGAUGUCAUUGCGAAUAUGGCGAACGAUGAGCAGGAUCUUGUCGAGACCGAAGCGCAUCUUGAGAAGGCGAUUCGCGAUAUUUAUGAGACUGCCGACCUUCAUCAUUUCGAGUACGAGCUUCACGCGGCCAUCAUUCAUCUCGGCGAAGCGAAUCGCGGCCACUAUUGGACAUAUUCGUUGAGCGGAUUCGACGACGAGCAAUGGGAGUUGCUCAACGACAAGAAGGUCGAGCUUGUGCCGUGGAGCAAAGUUGAGCUCGACGCGUUUGGCAACGGAUCGCCGAGCUCGCCGUCGGCGUAUUGUUUGCUCUAUGUGCGGACCGACGCCAAAUGGCUAAUGGAUCCCGACAUGGUGACGCGCGAGGAAGCGCUAUCGACGCUGCCCGACGAUCUUCGCGAGAUGGUCGAAUCGAAGUGUGACGACUUCAAAGCGGCGCUGAGCAGAUUUCGAGAGGAGCGUGAAAAAGAGGCCGCUUCGCUCAACGCCGAGAAUGCCGCCGCCGCCGCCGCCGCCGCCGCGCAAAAUGAUGAAGCGGGCGUUUCUGCGACGCGCUACGCCAACACCGACGACGAGUUUGAAGCGUCGGAGAGAAGCGAUGACUCGUCGAUUGGAGGGGGACGAUUGAUCUAUGAGACGGAGCCAUUGGUGCGACGAAUGGAACGCUGCACCGAAGCGCUCAGCGAGAUGCCGAAUGCGCGAUUCAAUCCAAUAUUUCGACAAUUGCCAAAAAUGAAUCAAGGAUUGUGGUUCACGGUGCGCUCGAUCAAACCCGACGCGUUCCACGAUCAGAACGAUGUGCUUCGAUCGCAAUUGCAGCAGGUCAUGCAUUUGUGCGGCUAUCAAAUGCUUCAGAGCAUCAUAAAAUACGAUCCGAUGACACUUCAGCAUCACGCCGAGAACGACAUCGAGAACGGCUACAACGAGUUCAUUCAAAAGUUUAUGGUGAUGAAUCAGGAGCGCGUCGCGCAAUGCAUGUACCCGUCGAAUAUUCUCGCGUUCGUCGGCACCAAUUUGAGCGAGCUUGAUUGCAAGACGGUGAGAUAUCUGCUCGUUGGCGCGUUGUCGGUAUGCAAAAUUCAACCGUUGGCUGAGAGAGCUCUCAUUGAGCUCGACGACUAUCAAGGAAGUCCCGAUUUUGACUAUGUUGACACAAUUGCCAAGUGGCUCGCCAUGAUCUACGAGCUCAUACUGACAUCGUUGUGGGGAAAUCGUGUGGCGUACGACAUGUUCGCCGAAUCGAAGCGUGAUCCGAAGAGGACAAUCGAGUACGCCUAUCGCGGAAUGCGAACGGCGCGUUUGGCGCGCUACUGCCAUCAGACGGUGUAUUAUAGUCUCGGCCAAAUCGGCAAAUCGGAGAGCCUCAUUUGGGUUGAUGUGGUGCUGGUGGCGACGGCGUUGCCGUUAUUGCUCAUCAGCAAAGAAGUCCUCCAUCGUUUGGUGCAUUACGGGCGAAAACUCGACGAGUUGUCGUUUUUCUGCGUCGAUCAGAAUCGCACGGUGGUUUGGGGUGACGUCGUCGACGCGAUGAUCGACGCGAUCUACGCGAUGCGUCGAUUCGUCGCCAAUCCGCGAGGACAAGACAAAUUAGUGCAGAGGAGCAACUCGAUGAUGUACGAGCAAAUGGUGGCGUUGUUUGAGUUGGUCCCGUCGCUCGCGCAGGUCUCCGGUGUGCCCGAGAAGCAGAAUGUUGCCAAGAGAAUUGAAAACGCAUUGAAAAUGGAUCGAUUGGAGAAUGAGACGAUUCCGAACUCGAUGGAAACGCAUUCGUUGGGAAUCGAUGAGGAAAUGAAGAGGAUCAGCUGCCAUAUUGAGCGUCUGACGGGCAGCAAGUCGACGAUUGACGCGGUGUUUGAAGGCGAGCUCAACGAGAUGCGCAACAUUUUCAGCACCUCUUUAAGCUAG
Messenger RNA from Caenorhabditis bovis, 5964 nucleotides. NCBI's taxonomy places the organism in Eukaryota, Metazoa, Nematoda, Chromadorea, Rhabditida, Rhabditidae. The record is from the annotation of a GenBank genome assembly.